ACCGUUCAACGCUAAACGGUACGUAUGUAUCUUGUAUAUCUCAGGUCUCAGUCUUACCCGGCAUAUCCCAACCCCGUUUUCCCCGCUGUUGAGCCUUUCGCGGUGGCAGCAUCAAUCAACUUCGACUGAGAAAAAUAAUCCCUAUCGCUGCCCAUAGCCCAUCAAGUCAAUUUCACUCUUUCCCUCUUCCUCUCAAUACACAUUUCAUUCCAAAUACUCCCUUUUCCCGUGAUAGCCUCUCUUGCCAUUAGCUUGGUGAUUGCAAUUGCGUCUAACACCUGUGCAGCUUCCGGGGCGACGACACGGUGAAUCCCAAUCUUAAGAUAAAUCUUUUGCGGAUUUCAUACGACGAAGAUGUCUUCAGCUGCGGCCAACGGUGUGAACGGCACCGCCAGUGGUGGUUUGUCUGCAAACGAUAAUAUCGCUCGCUUCGCUGCUCCUAGCCGGCCUCUCAGCCCCCUUCCCGCACACGCCUUAUUCAACGACAAGACAAGAUGCUUUGUCUACGGUCUCCAGAACCGAGCUGUCCAGGGCAUGCUUGACUUUGACUUCAUCUGCAAGAGGCCCACGCCGUCAGUUGCAGGUAUCAUUUACACUUUUGGUGGUCAAUUCGUCAGCAAGAUGUACUGGGGAACUAGCGAGACUCUUCUCCCGGUUUACCAAGAGACCGCUAAGGCUGUGGCUAAACACCCCGAUGUUGACGUUGUAGUCAACUUCGCCUCCUCGCGAAGUGUCUUCAGCUCAACGAUGGAGUUGAUGCAAUACCCUCAAAUUAAGACUAUCGCUAUUAUUGCGGAAGGUGUGCCUGAACGACGAGCACGAGAAAUCGCCCACGUCGCGCGGCAGAAGGGUGUGACUAUCAUUGGCCCUGCCACCGUCGGUGGUAUUAAGCCAGGUAGCUUCAAGAUUGGUAAUACUGGUGGUAUGAUGGACAACAUCGUUGCUUCCAAGCUUUACCGCAAGGGUUCCGUCGGUUAUGUCUCCAAGUCUGGCGGUAUGUCGAACGAGCUAAACAACAUCAUCUCACAAAACACCGAUGGUGUCUAUGAGGGUAUUGCUAUUGGUGGUGAUAGAUACCCGGGAACCACAUUCAUCGACCACAUGCUGAGAUACCAGCAAGAUCCCGACUGUAAGAUUCUUCUGCUGCUCGGUGAAGUUGGCGGUGUCGAAGAAUACAAGGUCAUCGACGCGGUGAAGCAGGGUGUCAUCACUAAGCCAAUUGUCGCAUGGGCCAUCGGUACUUGCGCGAGCAUGUUCAAGACAGAGGUUCAGUUUGGCCACGCUGGUUCCUUCGCCAACUCACAGCUCGAGACUGCGGCUAUGAAGAACAAGCAGAUGAAGGAGGCGGGAUUCCACGUCCCUGACACAUUCGAAGAUCUCCCUCAGGUUCUCGCUUCUGUCUACAAGAAGCUUGUCGAAGAGAAGACCAUUGUCCCUCAGCCGGAACCCGUUGUUCCUAAGAUUCCCAUCGACUACUCUUGGGCCCAGGAGCUUGGUCUCAUCCGGAAGCCUGCCGCCUUUAUCUCCACUAUCUCUGAUGACCGUGGACAGGAGCUUCUCUACGCCGGUAUGCCUAUUUCUGAUGUCUUCAGGGAGGACAUUGGUAUUGGUGGUGUUAUGUCUCUCCUCUGGUUCCGUCGUCGUCUGCCUGAAUACGCCUCCAAGUUCCUGGAGAUGGUUCUCAUGCUUACUGCUGACCACGGUCCUGCGGUCUCUGGCGCCAUGAACACCAUUAUCACCACCCGUGCCGGUAAGGAUCUGAUCAGCUCCUUGGUUUCCGGUCUCCUCACCAUUGGUUCUCGCUUCGGUGGUGCGCUUGACGGUGCUGCUGAGGAGUUUACCAAGGCAGCCGACAAUGGCCUCAGUCCCCGUGAAUUUGUUGACUCUAUGCGCAAGCAAAAUAAGCUCAUCCCGGGUAUUGGUCACCGUAUCAAGUCGCGGAACAACCCUGAUCUCCGUGUAGAGUUGGUCAAAGAAUACGUAUUAGCCAAGUUCCCCAGCCACAAGUUGUUAGAUUACGCAUUGGCUGUCGAGACAGUAACCACCUCGAAGAAGGACAACCUCAUUCUCAAUGUUGAUGGUUGCGUUGCCGUCUGCUUCGUCGACCUUAUGAGGAGCUGCGGUGCUUUCAGCGCCGAAGAGGCUGAAGACUACAUGAAGAUGGGAGUCUUGAACGGUCUAUUCGUCUUAGGCCGCAGCAUUGGUCUGAUUGCUCAUUAUCUUGACCAGAAGAGACUACGUACCAGUCUAUACAGGCAUCCUUGGGAUGACAUCACUUACCUGCUCCCGACUCUGUCGAAUACCGGACCCGUCGGUGAAGGUAGAGUAGAGGUUUCGGUGAAAUAGAUAGACAACUGUUAUAGUCUGUGGCGUAUUUAGAGGUAUCGCAUUCCAAUGCGUUUUUUGUCCUGAUAAAUGGGAAGAGUUUUGCUAGAUAGUUACACAGAGGUAGAGAUAGCUGCCUCAAAAGGUCAGGUCGAGGCUGAUGACGAGCGGAGAUUUACCAUUUAGUUCAGCAGACGAGACGCAUGGUCAGAGCAUGUCUGUAGCAUAAUACCAAGUCGUAAAACUCCUUGUCGGUGUUUUUAUUAAUCUAAGCCAAAGAUUUGUGAUAUCUAAAGAGGCUUUUUAAUCGAACAUGAAGUUGGUCUACAAAAGUGUUUUACAUAGCAUUACAUACAUCC
Molecule: messenger RNA, 2684 nt
Organism: Daldinia loculata
Lineage: Eukaryota; Fungi; Ascomycota; Sordariomycetes; Xylariales; Hypoxylaceae
Product: citrate synthase
Exons: 3
Biological process (GO): tricarboxylic acid cycle; acetyl-CoA biosynthetic process; fatty acid biosynthetic process
Cellular component (GO): cytosol
Molecular function (GO): ATP citrate synthase activity
Source: RefSeq, a predicted model, not a curated record